AUGAGUCCCUCGAAAAUUCACAGAUCUGCUGAAUCCAGCAUCAGAGAUGAGCUCAACCUUGGAGAAGAGGUUGUGACCAUUCGUCACAAUGCACCCGCUGCGCUUCUGUACGAGGAUGCAUUGGAAGAGCAUGAUACCGCUAUUUCUUCCACAGGUGCUCUCAUUGCGUUUUCCGGCAAAAAGACGGGUCGGUCGCCUAAGGAUAAGCGAAUUGUCGACGAAGCAACGUCGAGUAACAAUAUCUGGUGGGGUCCCGUGAACAAGAAAUGUUCGGAGAAGACUUGGCUCGUCAAUCGUGAAAGAGCUGCAGACUACUUGAAAACGCGCGAUCACCUUUAUAUCGUGGACGCGUAUGCCGGCUGGGAUCCCCGCUACCGCAUCAAAGUUCGAGUCGUGUGCGCAAGAGCAUACCAUGCUCUUUUCAUGACAAACAUGUUGAUCAGACCGUCUCAGCAGGAACUUAAAAAUUUCGGGGAGCCGGAUUUUACGGUUUGGAACGCUGGCCAGUUCCCAGCGAAUACGCAUACGGAGGGGAUGAGCUCGAAAACUACUGUUGAGAUUAAUUUCAAAAAGAUGGAAAUGGUCAUUUUGGGCACCGAAUAUGCGGGCGAGAUGAAGAAAGGUAUCUUCACAGUCAUGUUCUACCUGAUGCCCGUUAGCCACAAUGUUUUGACGUUGCAUUCUUCAGCUAAUCAAGGCAUUCACAAACAGGAUGUGACUUUGUUCUUCGGAUUGAGUGGAACCGGUAAAACCACUUUAUCUGCCGAUCCUCAUCGCGAGUUGAUUGGGGAUGAUGAGCAUUGCUGGUCAGACCACGGUGUCUUUAAUAUUGAAGGCGGGUGCUAUGCCAAGUGCAUCGGUCUUUCUCAGGCUAAAGAGCCUGAAAUCUAUAACGCCAUCAAGUUCGGCGCAGUGCUAGAAAAUGUCGCAUAUGAUCCAAACACUAGAGCUGUCGAUUACGACGACUGUACCAUCACCGAGAACACCAGAUGUGCUUACCCAAUUGAAUACAUUCCAAGCGCCAAAAUUCCAUGCAUGGCAGAUCAGCAUCCAUCUAACAUUAUUCUUUUGACAUGUGAUGCUUCUGGAGUAUUACCACCUGUUUCUCAUUUGAGUCCACAACAAGUGAUGUAUCAUUUCAUCAGUGGCUACACCUCUAAAGUGGCUGGGACGGAGGACGGUGUCACCGAACCGGAAGCAACGUUUUCAUCCUGUUUUGGCCAGCCGUUCUUGGCUUUACAUCCCAUGAGAUAUGCCGAGAUGUUAGCUGAAAAGAUGCAUCAGCACAAAGCCAACGCUUGGCUUAUUAACACUGGAUGGACUGGGGCCGGCUAUUUGUCAGGCGGUCAACGUUGUCCUUUGAAGUACACAAGAGCAAUUCUGGACGCAAUCCACGAUGGGUCCCUAGUCAAGUCCGAAUUCGAAACACUACCUACUUUCAACCUGCGCAUUCCUACCAAAGUAAACAAUGUUCCUUCUAAUUUACUUAACCCCUCCAAGAAUUGGAGUGAGGGCAGUGCCAAGUACGGUAAAGCGGUUCAAAACCUGGCAAACUUGUUUGUCGAUAACUUCAAGAAAUACGAAAGUGAAGCCACGAAAGAGGUUUUAUCUGCAGGACCUAAAGCGUGA
Lachancea mirantina is the source of this 1629-nucleotide messenger RNA. The record is from the annotation of a GenBank genome assembly. Lineage: Eukaryota; Fungi; Ascomycota; Saccharomycetes; Saccharomycetales; Saccharomycetaceae.